AGGCGGAAAGCCGGAAGUAAACAUUAGAUUACCGGAGCUUCUGUUGGAUGGAGUUGGGGUCGGCUUCUGCGGGACUGGAAAAAUUGGUUGGAGAGCCAGCAGUGAUGUACUGUGACCAUCGAAGCCUUAGAAGUGAAUGAUCUUGUCCAUUAGUGGGAGUUUAGAGUGGUUUAAAAGUUGCCGACUGUGCCUUGAGGAAUCAAACAUUAAAUAACUGGGCAAAAUUUGAUGACAAGAGAGGUACAAGAAAAACCAAGAGACCAAGAGGGCCUGGCACGUUGGGUCACGCCUGUAAUCCCACCACUUUGGGAGGCCAAGAGAAGGCCAGGUAGCCAUGUCAGCCACAGCUGUAGAUGCAGUUAAUGCUGCACCCCUAGUGGGGUCCAAAGAAAUGAGUUUGGAAGAACCAAAGAAGAUGACCAGAGAGGACUGGAGAAAGAAGAAGGAGCUAGAAGAACAGCGAAAACUGGGUAAUGCUCCCGCCGAAGUUGAUGAAGAAGGAAAAGACAUCAACCCCCAUAUUCCUCAGUAUAUUUCUUCAGUGCCAUGGUAUAUUGAUCCUUCAAAAAGACCUACUUUAAAACACCAGAGACCACAACCAGAGAAACAAAAGCAAUUCAGCUUAUCUGGAGAAUGGUACAAGAGGGGUGUAAAAGAGAAUUCCAUAAUUACUAAGUACCGCAAAGGAGCGUGUGAAAAUUGUGGGGCUAUGACACACAAAAAGAAAGACUGCUUUGAGAGACCUAGGCGAGUUGGAGCCAAAUUUACAGGUACUAAUAUAGCUCCAGAUGAACAUGUCCAGCCUCAACUGAUGUUUGACUAUGAUGGGAAGAGGGAUCGGUGGAAUGGCUACAAUCCAGAAGAACACAUGAAAAUUGUUGAAGAGUAUGCCAAAGUUGAUCUGGCAAAACGAACAUUGAAAGCCCAGAAACUCCAAGAGGAAUUAGCCUCAGGAAAAUUAGUGGAACAGGCUAAUUCUCCAAAACACCAGUGGGGAGAAGAGGAACCAAAUUCUCAGACGGAAAAAGACCAUAAUAGUGAAGAUGAGGAUGAAGAUAAAUAUGCAGAUGAUAUUGACAUGCCUGGACAGAAUUUUGACUCCAAGAGGCGAAUCACUGUCCGGAAUCUCAGGAUUCGAGAAGAUAUUGCAAAAUAUUUGAGGAAUUUAGAUCCAAAUUCUGCCUACUAUGAUCCAAAAACUAGAGCAAUGAGAGAGAAUCCUUAUGCCAAUGCAGGAAAGAAUCCAGAUGAAGUGAGUUAUGCUGGAGAUAACUUUGUUAGGUACACAGGAGAUACCAUUUCAAUGGCUCAGACACAGUUGUUUGCCUGGGAAGCCUAUGACAAGGGAUCUGAAGUGCAUCUACAGGCAGAUCCUACAAAGCUAGAGCUAUUGUAUAAGUCCUUCAAAGUCAAAAAAGAAGAUUUCAAAGAACAGCAGAAAGAAAGCAUCCUGGAAAAGUAUGGUGGCCAAGAACACCUGGAUGCCCCUCCAGCUGAAUUGCUUUUAGCCCAGACUGAAGACUAUGUGGAGUACUCAAGACAUGGGACAGUCAUCAAAGGACAGGAGCGGGCUGUUGCCUGUUCUAAGUAUGAGGAGGAUGUGAAGAUCCACAAUCACACACAUAUCUGGGGAUCGUACUGGAAAGAAGGCCGAUGGGGAUACAAGUGCUGUCACUCUUUUUUCAAGUAUUCCUAUUGUACCGGAGAAGCUGGAAAGGAGAUUGCUAAUUCUGAGGAAUGUAUUAUAAAUGAUGUAACUGGGGAAGAAUCUGUGAAAAAACCUCAAACCCUCAUGGAGCUGCAUCAAGAAAAACUAAAAGAAGAAAAGAAGAAGAAGAAAAAGAAAAAGAAGAAGCAUCGAAAGAGCAGUUCAGAUAGUGAUGAUGAAGAAAAGAAGCAUGAAAAAUUGAAAAAGGCACUGAAUGCAGAGGAGGCCCGCCUUCUUCAUGUCAAGGAGACCAUGCAGAUUGAUGAGAGGAAGCGGCCCUACAAUAGCAUAUAUGAAACUCGGGAACCUACUGAAGAGGAAAUGGAGGCCUAUAGAAUGAAACGUCAGAGACCAGAUGAUCCCAUGGCCUCUUUCCUUGGACAGUAGGAACUAGUCAGAAGACCAUCCAAGACAGAUGCAGCUGAUAACAUUCAGCAAGAAGAUUCAGCUUCUUGCUGAUGAUUGUAGAUAGAAAAAUCCUUGUCUACUCUUCUUGCUGCCUGGCUUUAAUAAAUCUUUCAGAUGUCUCACAGUAAGUUCACUCCUUUCCAUACUGAAGGAACAAAAA
This is a messenger RNA of Saimiri boliviensis boliviensis (Bolivian squirrel monkey), 2276 nucleotides long. It is a transcript of the gene SLU7, whose product is annotated as SLU7 homolog, splicing factor. NCBI's taxonomy places the organism in Eukaryota, Metazoa, Chordata, Mammalia, Primates, Cebidae. Gene Ontology annotation, biological process: mRNA splicing, via spliceosome. Gene Ontology annotation, molecular function: pre-mRNA 3'-splice site binding. The record is from RefSeq and is a predicted model, not a curated record. Gene Ontology annotation, cellular component: spliceosomal complex.